Messenger RNA from Perca flavescens (yellow perch), 1762 nucleotides. It is a transcript of the gene pcmtd2b, whose product is annotated as protein-L-isoaspartate (D-aspartate) O-methyltransferase domain containing 2b. The transcript has 7 exons. Gene Ontology annotation, biological process: protein modification process. Gene Ontology annotation, cellular component: cytoplasm. Gene Ontology annotation, molecular function: protein-L-isoaspartate (D-aspartate) O-methyltransferase activity. NCBI's taxonomy places the organism in Eukaryota, Metazoa, Chordata, Actinopteri, Perciformes, Percidae. The record is from RefSeq and is a predicted model, not a curated record. The coding region runs from base 220 to 1509 and encodes 429 amino acids.
GUUCCAGUUCCACAGCUGAGAGAGAGAGCAGAAUGUAGGCCACGCUCCUCUGGCCGUUAUUUUGCGUAUGUUACGUCUGACGUCAGAUCGUCUGCUGGCCGAAUGUUUACAUCCAGCAGUGCUUCUGUUCUUCUGACUGGAUCUUCACAACAACAAAAGGCUGAACACGAGGAAACCCGCUAAGACAGAGAAUAUCAGUCGGCAUUUUCACAAGUCAACAUGGGGGGAGCUGUAAGUGCUGGUGAGGACAAUGACGACUUGAUUGACAACCUGAAGGAGGCUUACUACAUCCGCUCAGACCUAGUGGAGCGGGCUUUCCGAGCUAUCGACCGGGCUGACUAUUACCUGGAUGAAUACCGUGACAAUGCUUACAAGGACUUGGCAUGGCGGCAUGGAAACAUCCACCUAUCUGCACCGUGUAUCUACUCUGAGGUGAUGGAGGCUUUGGAUCUCCACCCUUGCCUCUCCUUCCUCAACCUCGGAAGUGGGACUGGCUACCUCAGCACCAUGGUCGGCCUCAUAUUGGGACCAUUUGGAGUGAAUCAUGGAAUAGAGUUACAUGCAGAUGUGAUUGAGUAUGCCUAUCAGAAGCUUGACUCCUUCAUCAAAACCAGCGACAGCUUUGACAAAUUUGAAUUCUGUGAGCCAUCCUUUGUUGUGGGUAACUGCCUGGAGAUUCCUCCAGAGAGCCGUCAGUAUGACAGGGUGUACUGCGGGGCCGGGGUGCAGAAGGAGCAUGAGGAUUACAUGAAGAACCUGCUCAAGGUGGGGGGCAUCCUGGUGAUGCCUCUUGAGGAAAAGUUGACCAAGAUCACGCGCACAGGGCUGAACAGCUGGGAGACCAAAAAGAUCAUUUCUGUGUCCUUCGCUCCUCUGGUGCUGCCUAAACACAUCACAAAUGGCAAACCCAAGGCUGUCCCACUACCCAAGUAUGAGGUACGGACGCUACAGGAGCUGGCCCGCAUCUGCAUCCGCCACACCCUCCGAGUGACCACCGACGGAGGAGACAGCCAAUCGCGCGGCCGCGGUUCCUCGUUCAGCGUCGGCCGGGGUCUGGCGGUGGCCGGCCUCCACAAGUACGGCCCUCGCUUCAAGCGCAGACGCGUCCACCGGCGCCACUGCAACGCCCUGGUCCUGGCCACGCGUCAGGUGGUGGCCAGCAGUGGCUUCGGCCCCGCUCCCCUGGACAGCAACAACAACCAGGGAGGAAGAGCGGAGGACGAGGAGGAGGACGCGGCGGCGGCGGGAGAGAGGGAGGCGAGGCGGCAGAUGAGAGGGAGCAGGAGGGCGGGGAGAGGAGCAGGAGGGCCAGCGGCGGCAGCGGUGGUGGAGGAGGACGAGACGGUGGAGGAAGAAGACGAAGAGGAAGAGCACGAGGAGGAAGAGGAGAAGGAGACGGGGGAGCUGCUCCGACCCCAGCCGGCCAUCAACGUCCUCCGAGAGAGGAUACUGGGCCUGCCGCUGCCCGAGCCACUGAAGAUGUACCUGCUGUACUACAGAGAGAAAUGAGCCACGGCCGUGUUGGGAGUCAGAGCUCGGAGUGGAGCGCGACGACCGCGCAGAGGCUCAAGUCUCUGUUACGACCCCCCACCACCACCACCACCUGUACAAGGCAGGACCAGGACUAGGGCUGGGUACCGAAUUCAAUACUUUUUAGCCACUGUACCGAAUUCCCUCCGUAGUAUCGAAAAAAAUGCCUCGUGAUUCAAUACCAAAUUUCAAUACCUAGAGGAAUAAAUCUCAUCAGCAUCAGUGAGCCAAU